Messenger RNA from Bombyx mandarina (wild silkworm), 3380 nucleotides. RefSeq names its product protein turtle homolog A. The record is from RefSeq and is a predicted model, not a curated record. Lineage: Eukaryota; Metazoa; Arthropoda; Insecta; Lepidoptera; Bombycidae.
GCGAAAGGUCGUGACCAAACGCCGUAAAAAAGGAAAUAUUCGCGCGUAAAUUGAAAAAUAAUACUGUGUUCUGUGAUCAAUCGAAUCUGAUUUAUUUUUAUUCUUAAAUAAUAUUAUUUCGUAACGUUUUCAAUAUGGCAGUGUAAUUUUUACAAGAUAUAAAUAAUGAGCUAUUUUCUCAUACGACUUUAGUCUGUGAAAUAUCUUUAACAUUUUUAAGGAGUGUACAACCAAUUCAUUUUGAUGCUACGCGAGCAUAAAGUCAAAUAUAACAAUGAUGUCGGUUAUAACAUUUUCCAAAAUUUCGCAUACUUAUAGAAACGUUAAGUGGUGAAGUAGUAGUGGUAUGUGUGUAGUGUGACGAUGUAAAAUAUGUUUAAAAUGUGGUCAGUAAAGUGGAUCAGGCUAUUAGUGAUGCUGGCAGCGUGCUGGGCUCAAGAAGGCGAGUGGAGUGAAGAUGCUGAAGACUUGGUGUCGACAGUCGACGUUGACGCGGUGUUGGGGCGCACUGCCUCCCUGCCCUGUGACGUCACACCAGACGCUAUUGAAGAUCGCGUCUACAUGGUGCUCUGGUUCAGAGCAGGAAAAGCCACGGGUGGAAAACCUAUAUACAGCUUCGACGUCCGCGGGCGCUCGUUCAACAAAGCCCUCCAAUGGUCCGACCCUAACGCUUUCGGUCCCCGGGCGUAUUUCGCGACAGUCGCCCGUCCGGCUGCCCUCACCCUCGACACGGUUCAGCUAGACGACGAGGGAGUCUACCGAUGCCGGGUCGACUUCAAGAACUCGCCAACAAGAAACUUUCAGAUACGGCUAUCCGUUAUAGUGCCACCGCAUCAACUCAUUCUGUACGAUAAAUCAGGACGAGACGUGUCCGGAGUCGUAGGACCUUUAGAAGAGGGCAACGAACUCGUUCUUAUCUGCGAAGUGAGAGGAGGUCGUCCAGCACCUACCGUCAUUUGGCUGAUUGAUGGCACACCUGCGCCUCAGUACAUCGGUGAGAAGACCGAUACGCACGUGGUCGUCAAUCGAUUAGAACUGCCACACGUCAGAAGAAGUCACUUGAACACAACCUUCAAAUGCCGAGCGUCAAAUACGAAUCUAGUCAGUCCACAAGAGAAGACCGUCAGAUUGGAAAUGAAUCUGAAACCGAACAUGAUAGAGAUCCUGAACAAACCAGUCACCUUAUCGUCGGAGCGACACGUCACGCUAACGUGCGUAUCGGAAGGCAGCCGACCCUCAGCCCAGCUCACUUGGUUCAAAGAUAACAGAAAAUUUAAAAGGGGAAAGGUAACCGAAGGAACGAACGAGACGUGGGUCAGCAGUCAGUUGAUGUUCACCCCAUUACCUGACGAUGACAAUGUCCAGCUUAAGUGCCAAGCGGACAAUAACGCCUUACCCGGCCAGAGCAUAGAAGAUUCAUUCAAACUGAAUGUUGUAUAUCCUCCCGUCGUGUCGUUGUCAUUGGGCAGUACCUUAAAUCCACAUGAGAUAAAAGAAGGUGACGACGUCUACUUCGAAUGCUCAGUCAAAGCUAAUCCACGGGAACAUCGGAUAUCAUGGUAUCAUAACGACAAACAAGUUCUUCAUAACGUGGUAUCGGGAGUAAUCGUGAGCACCAAGUCUCUGGUUCUACAGAAAGUGACAAGAGAUCUGGGAGGAGACUACUCUUGCAGGGCCACUAAUGCUCUCGGUGAAACGGCCAGCCAGACAACACAUCUCAGUAUACAAUAUGCACCAGUUUGUUCGCAUCCAACACCUCAAGUACUAGGAGCACAAAUAGAAGAAGCAUUGAGAGUGAGAUGCUCUGUGACAGCCAACCCUCCGGACGUGACGUUCUUCUGGCAAUUUAACAACAGCGGCGAGAGUCUAGACGUAUCUCCGCUAAAAUUUGGUACAGCGAACGGCAGUACCAGCGAAUUGGUGUACAAACCUCAGAGCGAGCGUGACUUUGGAACACUUAGCUGUAGAGGCGCCAACACUGUCGGAAGACAACUGGAGCCAUGUGUCUUCCAAAUUGUGCCAGCUGCAAGGCCAACGGCACCACGCAACUGUUCUCUUCAAGUAAGCAACACCAGUAUAGAAGGCAUGAGCUCCUGGCUCCGGAUCCGCUGCGUUGCUGGCUACGACGGAGGAUUACCUCAGUUUUUCAUUCUCGAAGCACUAGACCCCAUCACGGGCAAGACCAGAUUGAAUAGCAGCGUUAAUGAAACCGAUGGCCUCGCUAUGUUCAAGUUGGAUCUGUCCCAACUCACUUCGACGGGCGAGGGAGAUAGCGCAACAUUCAAUUUGUUGAUAUACGCUAAGAAUUUAAAAGGGGACUCAGAAAAAACUCUCCUGGAAAAUAUUGCGUUCAACGAUGCGGCUAGAAGAACAGACGGCAAAACAACAAUGGGAGGAGUGACCCUUGGUAUUUUAGUAGCCGCUGCCCUUGGAGCUACAUUAGCUUUAGCCGGCUUGGCUUUUGGAGCACUUUGUGCUAGAAGACGAAGAUCCCAACCUCCCCACAAACAUCCGCCAAGAGAUAUGCUGGAACUCAGCGAUGGUGGAAGAAGAUACGUUGUUGCCUACACUAUCAAGCCAUCCCCGGAUUCAAAAACUCCAGAUCCACAACCAGAUAUUCUUAAUGCACCAGAUGCUGACGGCCAAGUACCAAAACUAGACGAUGCUGAUGAGUGGCCUAGUAUAAAGGAAGUUCGAGGAGAAUGGACCAAAUCCGGUGCAGUUUUCUCGGCGGAAGAUUUAGCGUUGUUAGAUUCAGCCGUGCGACCACAACAGCUAACUCCAGGUAACGAAGUCGUACCUAAUAGCAGACAAGACGAUGUUUUAAACCAGAAUUUACCCCAACCAAUAGGUAGUAAUAAUUUUAGGGCCAACUAUGGAACAAAUAGUCCUACUUUGGGUAGUCCCAAUUUUGUUUGUCCCAAUGGUAAUUUAGGAUCGCCAUUUGGGAGCCAAUCUUUAGGCCUCAGUGGGCCAACUUUAAGCUCCAGUAGCCUCGCUACUUCGACUUUACAUAGAACCAAAGGAAAAGGUAACACGCGGAGAAGAGAACAUGUCUUAGCUGAAAACUUACCUGGACCCGAAAGUUGCGUCUAGAACUUUACUUAUGAUUAAUAUUCAGAAAGGCCUACUAACUUAUUUAGUUAUUAAUGUCAUCUUGGACGAUGAGUUAUAUUUUCAUAGUUAUCGGAUCUAUUUAUGUAAUAUGAUUGUGUAUUCAUUGGUUGAGACAUCUUGACAUUUUAAAGUACCUUUCUAAUAUAAUUUCACUUUCAUUACUAAACCAAAACUAUAAAAAACAUAAUCCUAAAUUUCAAACUUAUUGUUAAAAUGAUAUUUAUGAAAUAGUUUCUAAAAUGACAGUAUUGCGUUAUUGUUAA